GACGUCGAGUCCGGCGCGACCAUCUUCGCGGGCAACUGCGCCGCGUGCCACGCCGGCGGCAACAACGUCAUCGCCGCGGAGAAGACGCUCCGCAAGGAGGCGCUCGACUCGUACCUCACGGGCGGCCGCAAGGAGUCGUCGGUCGUGACCCAGGUGACGAACGGCAAGAACGCGAUGCCCGCCUUCGGCGGCCGCCUCUCCGACGAGGAGAUCGGCGACGUCGCGGCCUACGUCAUCGACCAGGCCAACGGCGACAAGUGGGACGAGUAG
Molecule: messenger RNA, 270 nt
Organism: Aureococcus anophagefferens
Lineage: Eukaryota; Pelagophyceae; Pelagomonadales; Pelagomonadaceae
Gene: petJ2
Exons: 1
Molecular function (GO): heme binding; electron transfer activity; iron ion binding
Source: RefSeq, a predicted model, not a curated record